GAUGUCUGUGGUGACAAUUCGACAGGUGCAGGAGUAGGUACCUACCUUAUUUUAUAAAAUUUCAAAAAACUUUUUAUUAUAAAUUUUGGAGAUGACCGUCAUCCCACUAGGGGUGGGGAUGAUUAGCUAAAUUUUAGUUAGCAUUUAACCAUCUACAUGGUAUUCCUAAUAUACAUACAAAAUUUGACAACAAUCGGUCCAGUAGUUUCGGAAAUUACUUGUCUAAUAAAAAUGGAUACAGACACCAGACAGACAGGCAGACAGACAGAUUGACUGACUGACUGACUGACAGACGGAAACGGGAGACUACUUUUUUUCGUACUCUAGAGUUCGACACCUCGAGAAAACAUGGAAAUGGCAAUUCGGCCGAUGCACUCGAUUACAAGACUUCCUUAGCUUACGCUAAGAAAGAAAAAAUGUAUUUGUCCUUUGUUUGUAAUACUUAAAAAUUUGCCGAAAAACGCAAUAAACCAUGCUACAAAUUAAAAUUUCCAAUAUCACGUAUCACCGACCUUACUCCCAAUUAUUCAGUAAAGCGAAUUGUCUUCGAAAUUACCAGUCUUACUGACUUAAUCAAAACUUUCGGCAAAUCGCAGCACUGAAAAUUAUAUUCACCUCACUCAUUAGCAUCGGCCCGGUUAUUACGAUGCCUUCCUCCGCUUCUAUGUUAAUGCUACACAAAUAGAACGAUUCAAAUGCUAAAUCAAAAAUUAAAAUGGUGAUGAUCGAAAAACGUCGUACUGCGUCGAUUUUACUUUUUGCCAUUUUCCUCAAACAAAUUGUGUGCUCGGGUUUCGGAAAAUGCCCCAAAUUCGCCUACAUGGACAACUUCAACUUAAGCCGGUUUGCAGGACGCUGGUACGAAAUCGAGCGCUCGUUUUAUCUUGCACAGGUGGUCUCAAGUUGUGUGAGCAUUGACUUGACUGAAAACACCAAAGGGCAGCUAGAGGUUGACGUGAAAGCCAGAAGCAGAUGGUCAGGGACUUUAACGGUCAGUGAAGGGCUGGCGUCGCCCACGAAGCGAGACCCUAGCAAGUUGGCGUAUAAGGUGGUUACAAAGUUACCUCGAAUGCUGGGUCAGUAUUUACCGGGGGCUGGCGCUUAUCAAGUCAUCGACACGGAUUAUGAUAGUUACGCAGUUCUAUGGUCGUGCACUAACUAUGGGUUGGCGCACACCGAUCUGAUUUGGAUUUGGGGGCGCCAGCGGGAACUGAGUGCCGACAGGCGGAUUCAAGUGUAUAAAAGUCUAGAUGAUGUACGCUUGGAUUCUGAAAGACUUAUCUUACCAAGGAAUGGUAAUUGCAGUGAAACUUGGGGUGACGGUGACUGAUUUAUUUCCUAUGUACAGUUAGCAUGUAGGUAUGUUCCAUCAAAAGCACAAUAUAAAAGUUACAUCAAGCACUUGAACACAUGAUGGCAAUUUUUGUUAUACCUACAAAUGAGUAAAUGUUUGAUUAUGACCA
This is a messenger RNA of Zophobas morio, 1463 nucleotides long. Its product is annotated as apolipoprotein D-like. The transcript is spliced from 3 exons. The coding region runs from base 716 to 1330 and encodes 204 amino acids. Gene Ontology annotation, biological process: lipid metabolic process; response to reactive oxygen species. Gene Ontology annotation, cellular component: cytoplasm. NCBI's taxonomy places the organism in Eukaryota, Metazoa, Arthropoda, Insecta, Coleoptera, Tenebrionidae. The record is from RefSeq and is a predicted model, not a curated record. Gene Ontology annotation, molecular function: pigment binding.